Messenger RNA from Parathielavia appendiculata, 748 nucleotides. RefSeq lists its product as uncharacterized. The transcript has a single exon. NCBI's taxonomy places the organism in Eukaryota, Fungi, Ascomycota, Sordariomycetes, Sordariales, Chaetomiaceae. The coding region runs from base 203 to 616 and encodes 137 amino acids. The record is from RefSeq and is a predicted model, not a curated record.
UGUAAGAAACCUCAAGUUGAAGGUUUUAGUACCAAUGACGACCGCUCUUGAACCGACCCAAGCCCCUUAACUCGUCAGAAAUCAGUUCCAUUAUUCCCUAGACAACCCCACGCUCUUCCAUUUUACAUCGAACAAUCAGACACAAGACUCGAACGAAAAACACUUAAAUCAGAAACCUACACGCAAGACUGCAACCUCGGACAUGGCUUCCGCCCAGAUAAACUGCCCCGUCGUCGGCACUACCAACACUACCCUCCCUCCUUCACAUCCAGAAAUCGACCUCUCCAAGCCGGGCCAGACCUGCCCAGUCGUCGGUGCGACAACAGACCACCACGCCAACCUUCACAAGCACCCCGACGUGCCAAUCCCAGCCGACCGCUCCCCGGCCGACGCAUCGGCAUGCCCCGUGCUGAAAAACAAGGUAGUCAACGAGGACAAGAGCAGAGAGAUAGACGACGAUGUGUGCCCCGUGGUGGGCGCGGCGACGACGGUGCUCCCGCCCGAUCACCCGACUACUGAGGGCAAAGACGACGAGGCGGUUUGUCCGAUCACCAAGGCCAAGGUUGGAUCACAAGGGGAGGUUGCAGGGGCGUCCGGAUGUCAGUGGGAGAGGUGACGGCGCCAUAUGCCCCGUUGCGGCUGUAAAGGCGUAAACGGAGGCUAUCAUUUGAUGGAUGCGGAUGUUGGAUUGUGCGAGCGUGCAAGCAUUUGGCAGCGCGAUAAUUCAUUCAAGUUUUUGGGCUACGCU